Messenger RNA from Drosophila ficusphila, 990 nucleotides. RefSeq lists its product as uncharacterized. The record is from RefSeq and is a predicted model, not a curated record. Lineage: Eukaryota; Metazoa; Arthropoda; Insecta; Diptera; Drosophilidae. The coding region runs from base 381 to 950 and encodes 189 amino acids. The transcript has 3 exons.
AUACAUAGUUAACGUAAAAUUUUUUUUUAUAAGAUAUCACAAAUUACAUUAAUUUUAAUGUAUUCCCAUUUGCACUGCAUAUGAUAUUUUAAAACAUAUGUAUAUAUAUAUUUAUUAAUUUAAUUUGAAUUUUUUGGUUUGCCCCUACACACAUUUUUCAGAUUUAAAUGUUCCCAAAUACCUAGGGAUAAAUAGUUUAACACUGCACUGUAGAUUUAAGAUUGGUAUGUUAUGAUUCGCUUGUAUCUAUAAUCUACAAUCUACAAUUAUUAAAAUCAUCUGAUAAUAAUGUCGUGCCAAAAUGCGAACGUUAUUUAAUUUUCUGCCGGUUAUAUAAACUGGAACUUAGACAUGCUGCCAGUCAGUUAAAUAGUUGAAAAAUGUCUUGCUACUUGUUUGUUGAAUUUUGUCUUCUAUUCCUGUUAUUCAGCGGCUGUGAAGCAGCGCGGAAAUGGGAAUACGAACUCUUAUCUUUGGAAGUCUUCUCUUCGAAUCCAAAACUAAUGAAAAUCGAGGCAAAGGUCGUUCGAAUGGGGCGGUCGGAAAUCGGAUUGUCCGCAACUCUCGAUUUAAAUUAUGAUGUGACCGACGAAACCACGGUGAACAUCGAAGUCAUUGCGUAUCGAAGCAAUUCAGGAGAUGAGGGAGACUACAAGAUGCUUCCUUGGGCGGCUCCCAAACAACCCUAUUACGAGUAUCUCAACACCUACUAUAAGGACUUUGUUAUGAAGGACUUUGCCUCCUGCAGCAAUUUGCCACAGUUCAAAGAUAAAUUUCAACCGCCGGUGCAAAAAAAGAAAUAUUACGCCGAAAAAUGCAUGGUUAUUGGCGAAGGACUGCCGGAUAUAGUACCGCCCGGAUACUACAAACUCAUAUUUAAUUGCACCAAACCUGAUGAGCCCUAUUGGGGCUUUAUUGCUAUCGUUAGAAUAACAACCAAACUGUUUUAAAUCAACGGAAACCUCCAAAAAUAAAGACCUUUUCAUAAGA